AUGCUGCAGCCAGAGUCCUCACAAAUUCCAGCAUCAGUGCCGCAGUUCUGCAACUCUCCUACACUCAUCGUCAUGGUAGGCUUGCCAGCCAGAGGGAAGACCUACAUCUCCAAAAAGCUCACCCGCUAUCUGAACUGGAUCGGCGUUCCCACAAAAACGUUCAACGUGGGUCAGUACCGCCGACAGGCCGUCAAGACCUAUGAGAAUUUUGAGUUUUUUAAACCUGACAAUGAGGAAGCCAUGAGGAUCCGCAAGGCCUGCGCGGCGGCUGCCCUCCGUGACGUUGCUACCUACUUUGCAAGCGAGGAAGGUCAAGUGGCGGUUUUUGAUGCCACGAACACUACCAGAGAGAGAAGGGCGAUCAUCUCCAGCUUUGCUAAGGAGAGAGGCUACAAGGUUUUCUUUGUGGAGUCCAUCUGUGAUGACCCAGAAAUAAUUGCAGAGAAUGUCAAGCAAGUGAAAUUUGGGAGUCCGGAUUAUGUGAAUCGCAGCAUGGAGGAAGCCAUGGAAGACUUUGUCCAGCGCAUUGAGUGCUACAAGUCAAGCUACUCGCCCAUAGAUGAUGAGAAAGACAGGAAGCUUUCCUACAUCAAAAUUUACGAAGUGGGGAAAAGGUACUUGGUGAAUCUGGUUCAGGACCACAUCCAGAGUCGGAUUGUCUACUACCUAAUGAACAUCCACGUCGCUCCGAGGUCCAUCUACCUGAGCCGCCAUGGGGAAAGCGAACUCAAUCUUCUUGGUCGCAUCGGUGGUGAUUCCAGUCUAUCUGCCAGAGGACAUGAAUACGCUGCUGCUUUGAAGACCUUCAUUCAGAGUCAGAAAAUCCACGACUUAAAGGUAUGGACCAGCCACAUGAAGAGAACCAUCCAGACGGCCCAUACUCUGGGGGUCCAGUAUGAGCAGUGGAAAGCUCUCAAUGAGAUUGACGCGGGUGUGUGUGAAGAAUUAACCUACGAGGAGAUUCAAGAGCAAUUCCCCGAAGAGUUUGCGCUUCGGGACCAGGACAAGUUUCGUUACCGUUACCCAAAGGGUGAAUCCUAUGAAGACCUGGUCCAUCGCCUAGAGCCAGUCAUCAUGGAACUGGAGAGGCAAGAGAAUGUUCUGGUCGUCUGCCACCAAGCUGUCAUGCGCUGUCUCUUGGCCUACUUCCUGGACAAACCCGCAGACAAGCUCCCCUAUCUACGAUGUCCUCUCCACACGGUGCUCAAACUCACACCAAUAGCAUACGGGUGCAAAGUGGAAUCGUUUUACCUUAACAUCGAGGCAGUCAACACGCACAGAGAGAAGCCGAGGAAUGUAGACAUCAACAGGAACCCAGAAGAAGCUCUACAGACGGCUCCCGAUCACGUGUAA
Messenger RNA from Nerophis lumbriciformis (worm pipefish), 1353 nucleotides. The record is from RefSeq and is a predicted model, not a curated record. Lineage: Eukaryota; Metazoa; Chordata; Actinopteri; Syngnathiformes; Syngnathidae.